Molecule: messenger RNA, 603 nt
Organism: Chara braunii
Lineage: Eukaryota; Viridiplantae; Streptophyta; Charophyceae; Charales; Characeae
Source: the annotation of a GenBank genome assembly
GAGCGCUGCGAGCAUUGGAAGGAAGGAAGGAUGGGAGCAUUGGAAAGGAGGAGGGAGGGUAGUUGAAGCCUUACGGAAGAAAGUUGUAAGGAGGAGCACUGGAAGCACCAUCGGACAGCAAGGUGGAGGAUUGGAAAGGGGAGGAGGAGGAGGAGGAGGAGGAAAAGGAGGAGGAAUAGGAGGAGGAGAAGGAGGAGAAGGAGGAGGAGGAGGAGGAGGAGGAGGAGGGGGGAAUGCUGGAGAACAAGGAGGAGGGUAGAUGCCAGAGAAAGAGUAAUGGAACAUGAAGAAUGGAGGAGGAAAGAGAGCGAUGAACCAGGAGUGGAAGAGGAGGGUUGAUGUCCGGCAGUGCUUUCAGUGGUCCUGCCAAGGGUUUAGCAGGAGAACUGGAAGCACUACUGGACAUCAAGGAGGAGGAGUGGGAGGGAGAGGAGGAGGAGCAUAUGAAGGAAAAAUGGAAGGAAAGAAGGAUGGAUGGAUGGAUGGAUGUCAUUGGAUGAGCGUUGGAGGGAAGGAAGGAAAGUAGAAACUAAGAAAAGAAAAGAAAAUUCUGGCGUUUUUGCAAAAAAAAAAGAAAAAAAAAAGUAAAAGAGAAAUGAAAAG